UCUCCCCCACCCUCCUAAAAAAAAAAAAAAAAGGCAAAAAAACAUCAUGGAAGAAGUAGUUGAAGACAUUGUGAUUGUAGGAGCUGGAAUUGCUGGCCUCACAACAUCCUUAGGACUUCACAAGUUGGGAAUCCGAAGCCUAGUAUUGGAAUCCUCUGAUGGGUUGAGGAUCGAAGGAUAUGCCUUGACAUUAUGGACCAAUGCUUGGAAGGCCUUGGAUGCUGUUGGCAUUGCCGAUUCCAUUCGUCACCAACAUGAACUCCUUGAUGGGAACGUGAGUACCUCUACAGUUUCGGGACUUCAAACUUCAUAUAUAUCUUUUAAGGUCAAAGGAAAACAUGGAGUCCAUGAAGUUCGUCGUGUCAAAAGGAAUAUGUUGGUGGAAGCCAUUGCAAAGGAGCUUCCAAGUGGCACAAUUAGGUACUCUUCCAAGGUGGUUUCUAUAGAGGAAUCAGGCUUCUAUAAGCUUUUGCAUCUUGCUGAUGCAACCACUUUUAAAACCAAGGUGUUGAUUGGGUGUGAUGGAGUGAACUCAGUGGUGGCAAAGUGGCUGGGCCUAAAGAAACCAACUUCCACAGGGAGGUUUGCCAUCAGGGGCUGUGUAGAUUUCAAGCACAAUCAUGGGUUUGCUUCCAAGUCCAUGCAGUUCUUUGGAAAUGGUGUUCGAUUUGGUUUUGUUCCUUGUGAUGAUGAUACUGUUUACUGGUUUUUCACUUGGAUUCCCACCAGCCAAGAGAAACAGACAGAAGAUAGCCCAGCUAAAAUGAAGCAACUUGUAUUAAGCAAGCUAGGAAAAAUGCCUGAACCAGUAAGGGCCAUGAUAGAAAAUACUGAAGUGCAUAGUUUUGUCCCAUACCGGAUAAAAUACAGACACCCACGGCAGCUUAUUUGGGGAAAUACAAGCAAAGGCAACGUCUGUGUAGCCGGAGAUGCUCUCCACCCCAUGACCCCAGACAUCGGCCAAGGUGGGUGUGCUGCUCUGGAAGACGGUGUUGUUUUGGCAAGGUGUCUUGCUGAGGCCAUAUCAGGAAAAACAAAGGAAAAGGCUGAAACAGAAAUGGAUGAAUAUAAGAGGAUUGAAAUGGGGUUGAAGAAGUAUGCCAAAGAGAGGAAAUGGAGAAGUAUUGAACUCAUUACUACUGCUUAUAUUGUUGGUUUCAUAGAGCAGAGUGAUGGCAAAGUGAUGACCUUUUUAAGGGAUAAAAUUUUUGCUGUAUUCCUAGCUGGUUUACUGCUAAAAAAGUCUAGUUUUGAUUGUGGGAAGCUUAUCAUUUCUUGAAUUCAAUCAAAUACAUACUCUUUAUAUUAUUGUCUGUGUAAGAUGCAUGGUAAUUUUUUU
Corylus avellana is the source of this 1339-nucleotide messenger RNA. Lineage: Eukaryota; Viridiplantae; Streptophyta; Magnoliopsida; Fagales; Betulaceae. The record is from RefSeq and is a predicted model, not a curated record.